UCCAUCACUCCCGUUUUUCUGCUUCAUCUUCUUUUCUUCCCCCUUUUUCUCUCUUCCCAAUAUUCAUGCAAUUUUUGUCCCUCAAUAUCUGCUCUUUUUCUAUAAUGGGUUUCCCAAAAUCUCCAUCAAAACAGACCACAUUAUUAUUAUGAUUAUUAUCUUUAAAUCUCUUCAUUUGUCUUUGAGUAACUGAAGUUAAGUGAAGUUGAAGAGGUUGCGCCUUUUUGGGUUUCAUUUUUCUGAAUCUUGACUACUAUCAGGUUUUUUCGUUGUGAAACUCCUUUAAUGGAGACAUUAUCUUCAUCUGCUUCAAUGCCUUUUCCAAGAGAACCAGCUAACUAUGAUGAGACUGCUAUGCAUCAAAGUUUGCUAUUUUCCGACAGUCUUAAGGAUUUAAAGAAUCUAAGAAAACAAUUGUACUCUGCUGCUGAAUACUUUGAAUUAUCAUACACCAACGAUGACCAAAAGCAACUGGUGGUUGACACGUUAAAAGAUUAUGCCAUCAAAGCUCUAGUCAACACGGUUGACCAUUUGGGUGCAGUUUCUUACAAAGUCGACAGUUUAAUAGAUGAAAAGGUUGAAGAAGUUUCCAGCACAGAGCUCCGCGUAUCAUGCAUUGAACAGCGAUUAAGAAUAUGCCACGGGUAUUUUGAUCAUGAAGGCGUGUCUCAACAAUCUUUGCGGAUAAAUACUCCCAAGUACCAUAAGCGAUACGUCUUGCCAGUUGAGGAGACGAUGCAAUCCUGGACUGGAACUAAAUUAAAGCACCAAGAAUGUGUUGUGAAUGAUGAACACGAUUGGCAUGGACAUAAGAAUGGAACUGAUGAACCUACCAUCAGUGAAAAGCCGACAACUUUAGUCAGAAGAGCACGAUCGCCAUCUCCUCUACGCGCUUCACGACAACCCGAUUCGUUUUCCUUUACGGGCCCAGUGACGAGAAAAGAUAUUGAGAAGAGAUCCGUUUCACCACGUCGAUUCCCGCUAUUGAAUGGUGGAUCGUUUUCGAGGUCAACCACUCCAAACUCGAGAGCAAACUCAAGGUCAACCACCCCAAAUCGCAGCCGGUCAACAACCCCAACCUCAAUCUCACAACAAGUGCAUCUAGCACCUCGGAAAUCAGUAUCGAUGCACAGAAAUGAUCAUCCCGACACGUAUAGAGAAGCGGAUCAGAUCCCGAGCAAAACGAAACGCCUUCUCAAAGCGCUGCUUAGUAGACGAAAGUCGAAGAAAGAUGAAACGCUUUACACUUAUUUGGAUGAAUAUUGAGGUCAAAAAUGUAUGAUUAUUAACACCCGCAUUUUGCACCUUGUGAUUAUUUUAGAAGGAAUAAUUGUAGAUUUAGUUUGGAUUAAUUAAGGCUGGUGUAUUCCAUGACUUCAAUUAUAUCAUCAAAAUUUCAACCAUUUUAUCAUCA
Messenger RNA from Helianthus annuus (common sunflower), 1414 nucleotides. RefSeq names its product protein ABIL2. Lineage: Eukaryota; Viridiplantae; Streptophyta; Magnoliopsida; Asterales; Asteraceae. The transcript has 10 exons. The record is from RefSeq and is a predicted model, not a curated record. Bases 286 to 1266 code for a protein of 326 amino acids.